Messenger RNA from Abrus precatorius (Indian licorice), 733 nucleotides. RefSeq lists its product as uncharacterized. The transcript is spliced from 2 exons. NCBI's taxonomy places the organism in Eukaryota, Viridiplantae, Streptophyta, Magnoliopsida, Fabales, Fabaceae. Bases 68 to 733 code for a protein of 221 amino acids. The record is from RefSeq and is a predicted model, not a curated record.
UAUAUCCUUCUCUACAAACCCAUUCAAACUCCGUAGUGACACCUACUACAUUUCCGAUCAAACAAAGAUGCUUAAUACUAAAACCGAGCUACCCCAGAGUGUUCUUCAAAUCAAGCAAGAUGACAAGUUCUUCCGUAGGCUACUUUCAAAGGAAAGUUCCAUGUCUAACCCAUCAUUCAGAGUGGCCCUUGCUAUUCCAUUUGUGUGGGAAUCUCAACCUGGCACACCCAAAUACUCAUUCUCUGAGGACACUCUCCCUCCUCUAACUCCUCCACCUUCUUAUCAUUUGAAUAUCAAUGCAUACAAAAAGCCUGAGAAGAAGCGCUCAAAGUCCAAUCUUUUGCUGACACUGAUACCAAAACUUAACCUCAAGAAAAUGAUUAUGUCAUCCUCAUCAUACCCUUCAUGGUCUUCACCAUCAGGUUCCUCCAAAGUUGUCCCUAUGGCCAAGUUUGGCAAGAAGAAAUUCUUAAGCUAUGGAUCAUCUACUGAUAUAAGGGGUGGUGACAAUGAAGAAAAUGUUGCAGCCUCACCCUCUUCCAAAUUGUGCUUCAGCACUACUCGUGCCAACAGUUCUAAAAUUUCACAGGAAAGGAAUAUGAGUCACACUUGCUACCGAACAACAUGGAAAUUCCUUGAGCUAGAUUCUGCUAAUUUGUCGGCAGAUAAGCUGCCAGGGACUUCAUCUUGUCCCAAGUUCCGUGUGCAAACGGACCAUAUACUGAGUACAUGA